AUGUGCAUUGCACGUGAGAUUUUGAGGGAGAAGAAGAAAAAGGCCAUCUGGGUCCCUUCCGAAACAAUCAAGAAACUCAAAACCAGUUCAAAGAAAACCACCGCCGCCGCCGACGACGGCGGCUGCAAAACGGCAAAGCCCACGAAGCCGGUAGUCGUCCUCGUACACGGCUUCGCCGCCGAGGGAAUAGUGACGUGGCAGUUCCAGGUGGGUUCGCUGGCGAAGAAGUACUCCGUCUACGUGCCGGACCUGCUCUUCUUCGGCGGGUCGAUCACGGAUAACCCGGACAGGUCGCCGGCGUUUCAGGCGGAGUGCCUGGCGAAGGGGCUGAGGAAGCUGGGAGUAGAGAGGUGCACGGUGGUGGGGUUCAGCUACGGCGGAAUGGUGGCGUUCAAGAUGGCGGAGAUGUACCCGGAGAUGGUGGAGGCGAUGGUGGUCUCCGGGUCGAUACUGGCGAUGACGGAUUCAAUAAGCGCCGCCACGCUGGAGGGGCUGGGGUUUUCUUCCUCGUCGGAGCUUCUGCUGCCGGACUCCGUCAAGGGUUGUAAGGCGCUGCUCAAAGUCGCCGCUCAUAAGAAGUUGAAAAAUACAAAAUAUUUUUUUAUUUUUUGUUUUCUUUCUUUUGUUUUAAUUUUUAUUUUUUUUUGUUGUUUUAAAGAAUAAUUUAUAUUUAAUAUUAAAGAUGUAAGUGAAUGGACGAAUAUAGCCUUGCAAA
Messenger RNA from Erythranthe guttata (spotted monkey flower), 715 nucleotides. The record is from RefSeq and is a predicted model, not a curated record. Lineage: Eukaryota; Viridiplantae; Streptophyta; Magnoliopsida; Lamiales; Phrymaceae.